This is a messenger RNA of Cercopithifilaria johnstoni, 3639 nucleotides long. Lineage: Eukaryota; Metazoa; Nematoda; Chromadorea; Rhabditida; Onchocercidae. The record is from the annotation of a GenBank genome assembly.
AUGGAAAUGGAAUUGGAUUCAAAGAAAACUUCAGAGAAUGGAGAAAUUAUUAAUGGACGAGCAAAACAAUUUGAAGUACCACCGGAAAUGCAACGUGAUAUUGGCAAAUUAAUGACAACAAUUAGUGAAUUAGAACGCAAAAAUUUAGAUUUAUCAUUGCAAUUAAAACAACAAAGCGAGUUUAAUUCAUCAGUACCAACAGAAAAAUCUCAAGCUGAAUUACGAAUAGAAAGGGAGCAUAAGAGAAUUAUUGAAAAUGAAUUGAUGGAGCUAAAACGUAUGAUGCUUCAAUCGGAUAAUCAAAAGUUAAUCUCUAUGGCUACAAAGGUUGAAUUGCUAAACAAUCAACUUCUACUGGUAAAUGAUCGUUGUUCAAAUCUUCAUCGAAGAAUUGUAAAAGAAGGUGGCAGUGAAACCGCAUAUGUGGAUUCGUUGAAGAAUAAAUGUGAAGAAUUAGAAAGGCAAUUAAGCGAACAGAAAGCAAAAAAUGCAAUUAAUUGUUCGCAAAUUGACAGCGCUACCACUGAUGAGAUUGAACAAUGUUGUGAAGUACUUGCAUCGGUGGAAGCACAAACAAAUCGAAUUUGUAAACAAAUCGAAAAAAUUGAUAGUGCUCAAAAGGAUGAACGGCGACGUUCGUUAUCGAAAGACAGCAGUGCAACAAUCAUUUCUGAAUUAGCAACUGUGAUGUCCGAACUAAAUAAUGUUCAUCAGUUAUUGGAAGCACAUAAAGUUAAUAUAGUUUCUCGAGGUUCUCCGGUAAAAAACAUAUCGAAUAUGAAUUUAGAAUCAAAAUCAUGCAGCAAAUGUAAAGAAAAUGAAACAUUCAUCGCAUCACAAAAGGAUGAAAUUGUAUUUUACAAAAAGAAAAAUAAGGAGCUCACCAAUCAGGUAUUACAAACGGAAGAUCGUUGGACUGCUGAAAUUGAAAAGCAAAGGCAAAGCUAUGAAAAUGAGGUUCGUAUUUUACAAACGAAAUUGAAUGAUGCGCAACGAGAUGUGAUCGAGCAGGAGCAUUUGUUGGAAUCACGAGCUGUUGCAUUGGCUGAGAAAGCUCGUAUGAUACAGGAACGAGAUGAGAAAUGUGAUAAAUUGAAGAAAGAAUUACUUGUUGUAAAAAAAGAAAUUCAGGAUAUUGAAGCAAAUCGUAAAUCUGCUAAAGAGUUUGAAAUUAAAUAUAAGAAAUUAGAAUCGAUGUUCAAUUUGGAAAAGGAAAAAUUGGCUGAGGAGAAGACAAAAUCGAAAUUAGAAGUGACAUUGUUGAAGAAGAAAUCUGACGAAGCACUAAUUAAUCUUGAAAAGUUAAGCAACAAUUUCGCUAAAAAGGAAAAGGAUUGGAAGGAGAAACGUGAUAAGCUCGAAGAUGAAUUAUCAUAUUUAAGGAAACAGCUUAACAAAGAUGCCAUCAAUGAUAUUACAGAUGGUAAAACGGUUGUUUCGAAUCUCAGUUCAUCUAUUCCCAUCAUGCAUCAUUCACCAGUACCAGCAACAGCACCAGUGAUAGCAAACCAUAAAAAUGAUGAUGUCGUCGAUUUGAAAGAUCAAAUCGCAACUCUGCAGAAGAAGAACAAAGAGCUGACGAAUCAAGUCUCAGAUGCAAAACGUGAUAAUGAAGAUUUACGCAUGGAACUUGCCUCGUUGCAGCAAAAAUGGACAAAGGAUAAGAAUGAUUUAUUACAUAAAGCUAGACAGGAAGAAAAGAUUCGCAACGUGGAACUCGAUGCGUUACAGCAAAAGUUUGCAAGCCGAAUGCGAAUAAUGGAAGAUACGAAUAAAUCGUUGCAUUCACAGGUGGUGCAAGCUCGACGUGAUCGUGAUUAUCAUCGUGAAGCAUUGCAUUCAUUUGAAAGUAAAGUAUCAGAGGAACAGCGCCGCGGUGAAAAAGACAUGAAACGGCAUAAAGAAUUUGAGCAGAAGAGCUCCGAUAUGAUCAAACAGAUAGAAGAUUUGGAAGAGGAAGUGAUCAAAUUGAAUGCUGAUUUAAAAUUGGCAAAAGAGACUCAUGAAGCUGAUCGUGCUUUGUGGAAUGUUGAAAAAUCUCGUAUGAAACCUAAGAAUACCACAACUUCGGCUGAUAAUAGCACAGAGAGUAAAACUGUAACAGAAAGUGCUUUGAAAAGUGCCGAAAUAGUUCAGAAGAAAUACGCCGAAUAUCAAAACUUUUAUACGAAAGAAGUAGAAAGGUUAAAUAGAAAAAUGAAAGAACUUGCGAAUGAAAAUCUUUCCAAACAGCAAGAAUCCGAAAAAACUGUCGAAAAUCUACGUGAACAGAUUAAAGUAUUGGAAAUUAGUCAACGAAAUUUAAUGGAAGCUCGUGAUAUGCAAUUGGGUGCAAAAGAAUUUUUAGAAAGUGAGCUUAGAAGAUUACAAGAAAUGUUGAAUGUUAACGAAGUUAAUCGGUUAACACGAAAAUACAAAUUCUCAUUAAUUAUUGAACAGCUAGAAAUACUAAUCAAAUCAUUAACUAAAUCAUCAAUUAUUGGAAAAGAUUCGUUGGAUAAUUUGGAAGCUUUUCUCUCUCAAUUGAAACAAAUGAAAGAGGAAGACUGUCAAUCAUUUACGAUUAGCAAUGGAAAAAAACAAAGGAAAAUUGAUGAACGAUUGAAAUCGGUUGGAAGUGAAUCCGAUACAACAACACAAGCACAGUGUAUUGAUGCAUCAUCAUCAACUCCAACUCGUUUCUAUUCUUACAGUACCCUUCCAACAUCAUCAUAUAAGCUAACGGCAACAGUGAAACAUCUGGGCGAAAGUAACUCUGCCGUUGAAAUUCGACAACUGGAAGCAAUGGCUAAUGGAACACAAACGCCAAUUAAGAAAAUUUCACCAUUCCCAGAUCCACCACCUAAUUUUAUCCUUAACAACAAGAUGGCGGUAGAAUAUGAUAAAAAUGGCCGACUUCAUUACAUUCCUAAAAUUUCACGUUCCGCAUCACGUGAUCGGUGUGAUGAAAACAAUUUUUCAUCCUGUGGUCUGGAUGACAGUGAAGAUUCAUCAACCGGACAAUUGCAUUUCAGAGCAAACAGUACCGGAACGAAUAUUUUAUAUGAUAUCCGUCGAGUUCAACUAGCUCACGGUAAUAAAUCAUCAGUACGUUUAAUGGCGAAAGCAUUUGAAUCAAUGGAAGCAAACGCAACAAAAACUCUUCCAAAUUCAAAGCGAUCAUUGUUUGGUAUACGCAAAUCCCGUUCUGUUGAAACUACUGAAAUAGGAAAAGGCAUUGGAAGUGCUACAAAGAAUAUAUUAACACCUUUAGCAUCAUCACCAGUGGCAGUAACUGUACUUGGUCGAAAUACAUCACUUAGUCAUAUCGAAGAACUAAUGGGUAGUCAAUCACCGUUUGGGAAUGUAUCUCGCGGAAGUCGAAAUCCAUUUAAAAUUAUGAAAACAAAAAUAGUUGAACGUGUACGACGAAGUUUGAGUAGAUCGAGCUCAAAAAGACACAAAGAUAAUUCGACGGAUAGUAGUCAAAGCAUUAAACGCGAAAGUGAAAGCACUGUGAUAGUUGAUCAAAAAAAUGAAAUGCUUGAAAAUUUCAGUGAAACAAAGGAUUGUCACACAUCAUCGUCGCCGGCUAAAAAAGCAACAAGCAAACCUCGGAUGAAAAAAAAAGUAAAGAAAACAGCAACACCAGUUAGUUAG